Molecule: messenger RNA, 963 nt
Organism: Caenorhabditis remanei
Lineage: Eukaryota; Metazoa; Nematoda; Chromadorea; Rhabditida; Rhabditidae
Exons: 6
Coding region: 1-963 (320 amino acids)
Source: RefSeq, a predicted model, not a curated record
AUGACAGACGCAUCUACAAGCGCAAAUCCCCGUACCACUCGUCUUCAACAACCCAUACAACCUGUAACGCCUACAACGUCGUCAAUGGGAUACCCGCAGUCUCGUCCUGGACCGUUCACUGGUUUUGCACCGGGCACAAAUGCACUCCACCCCACUCUCCCUUUUCCAUAUUGGUCUCCACAACCGUUCGGACAAUCGAUUGGAAAUAAUGCUAUGAGUCUUUACGGAUUACAGCCAUCACCUCCACAGCCUGGUUCUUCAAAACCUACUACUUCUACACCAUCCCCUCAUCUUCCCAACACGCAGCUGGCCAUUCCGAAUGGAAGCAAUACAGGAAUGAUGAGUUCAAUGAUGAAUACGCCACCCGGAAUGGGAGCUCAGUCGUCAAUGGAUAAUACGAUCCGCACGAUUCUUGCUUUCCAAGCACGCGAGAAUGCGAUUUUCCAUCAGGAUAUGCAAAAGAGACAAACGGAUUUGAAUAAGAUGAUGAUCGAUGUCACGAAGAUGUUGAUUGAGGAGCAGCAGGCAACCCGUGCAUUUCACAGAGAGUUUUUGGAAACUUUCUCCAAAAGCAUGGCAGGGUUGAUCCCGAAUACUCCACUACCUGUGGAUCCUGCAACACCAUCACCACCACCAAAGCCAUCUGUUCACCAACAACAAGCAACAUCAUCUCCAGCAGCAACGGACAUCCGAGAAGAGAAACCACAAUUGCUAGCCACUCACAAAAGGGUCUCUCCUAGAACUGUUGUCGAGAAACAACAAAACGAGCCACCGAAAAAGAGAAGCCGUAAAACUCUACCAAGAAUCACUGUUAUGCUCAACAGGAAGCUUAUUGGGAAGGGAAGAUUGUAUGACGAGGCCGCAGGCGAUUUCGCAAUUUUUGAUUGCAAAUUUUGUGGUGAACUAUCGAGUUCUCGUGAUGAACUAAUUCAACACUCGCAAAGAUAUCAUCCCAGAGGAUGA